Amyelois transitella is the source of this 2595-nucleotide messenger RNA. RefSeq names its product multiple C2 and transmembrane domain-containing protein. Gene Ontology annotation, biological process: regulation of neurotransmitter secretion. Gene Ontology annotation, molecular function: calcium ion binding. NCBI's taxonomy places the organism in Eukaryota, Metazoa, Arthropoda, Insecta, Lepidoptera, Pyralidae. Gene Ontology annotation, cellular component: synaptic vesicle membrane. The coding region runs from base 91 to 1941 and encodes 616 amino acids. The record is from RefSeq and is a predicted model, not a curated record. The transcript is spliced from 14 exons.
UGCAAGACACAAUAUCUUGGAAUGUAAGUUUAAUUAUAUCGAGUUGUGCCAGGCGAUGGAUGUUUGAACAGUUUAUGUUAUUCAUUCGCGAUGGAGAGUGAAAAUAAUAAAAUUGAUGUUCCAUCUCGCUACUCUGUGGAUUCUACUGACAGUAGUGGUGGAAGUCCUGUAAUUCAACGGAAUAAAAAUAGGCUUUCAAACCUAUGGCGAUCGCGAUCUCUCCGUCAUAGCAAGAAAAACAGCGUUUCUAUAUUAGAAGCAAUACCAUCAGUGGAAAAUCUCGACACCCAGUCUAAUGGAACUGUAAGCACGGAUGUAAGCUAUGCGGUUGAAAAAUUAAAAAAGAAAGAUAUAAAAGACACAAUCGUAACAAUUGUUCUCGUAGAGGCCAAGGGCCUACCCAGCCCUCCGGACGAUGGCACUACUCAUGGUCUUUUCUGCAAAAUGCGUCUUGGCUCCAGGACUUUCAAAUCUAAAAUGGCUACAAAUAUCAAACUGCCUGAAUGGAAGGAAAAGUUUGAGAUUCGACUAAGUAAAGAUCAUUUACUUAGGAUGUCGUUGUGGGACAAAGGAAGGCAGAAAAAUUUUAUGGGAAGCUGUGUUUUAGAUCUGUCUGGCCUGUCUAAAGACCGCACCCAUGAAAUAUGGCAGCAACUCGACGACGGCUAUGGGUCUGUACACUUGUCUAUUACCAUGUGCAAUAUACACAACAACGUGAUAACUUCCUACAGCAGCGUCGAAGAAAGUGAUCAUGUGAAAGAAAAGAAAUACACAUUACGCAAUCUGGGCUCUGACUGGAAUAUAAUAGGGCAACUUCACGUGAAGGUAACGUGUGCCAAAGGUUUACCCGGCAAGCCCAACGCAUACUGCACCCUGGAAGUGGACAACCAAAGAGUUCAAACUCAUAGUGCCAGGACUAGUGGGGAUCCAUCGUGGGAGAAAAGUUAUGUCUUUGAUAUAUACGACAUCUCAUCCACUUUAGACCUUAAAGUGUACGACAGCUCUCUUAACCAAAUUCGAAACGAAUCUUUAGGAAGGGUGUCCAUACCGUUGUUAAGGAUUUCAAACAGAACAUUACAAUGGUAUGCUUUGAAGGACAGGACAAAACGACACAGUGCCAAAGGAAACUGCCCAAGAGUUUUGUUGGAUAUGUCCAUAUUUUGGAAUCCGGUAAAAGCGACAGUUCGUCUGUUCCAACCCAAAGAAGUGAAAUAUCUUAAAAAGCCACCAAAAUUUGACUUGGGAUUAGUACACAGUAACAUGGAGUUCAUAAGAGAUACAUUUCAGGUUCUUUACGAUACGAACGAAAACUUUAAACGUUUGUUUGAAUGGGAUAACCAGGAGUUAUCUUUCGUGGCUUUACUGGGAUGGCUAUUUUUCUGGUACAACAUUACACUUUGGGGCAUGCCGCUAGUGUGUCUACUGCCUUUUCUCUAUCAUUGGGCUUAUCGACGAAAUCAAACUGAAAAAUCUUUCAGACAUGUAUACAAACCAGUUGAUGAUAAGACAGACAUUAGUGAUGUUGAAAAGGAUGAUAAUAAAGCAAUAACACUUGGAAAAAUUCAAGGACUUCCUGAAAUGACGUUAAAAAUAACGAGUGGAGUGGAAUAUAUGGUCAGCUUAGCCGAAAGAAUGUACAAUUUGGUGACUUUUAAGGUUCCGUUUCUGAGUUAUUUAGCUAUGCUGUUUUUGUUGAUUUCGUCAAUGGCAUUGUAUUGUAUACCGUUCAACUACAUGAUGAUGGCUUUUGGAAUAUACAAAUUUACUAGAAAAUAUUUAGACCCAGGAAGGAAACUAAACAACGAUUUGCUAGACUUCAUUUCAAGAAUACCGGACAACGACAUUUUGAGAGACUGGAAAGAGCUGAGUGUUCCGGAGCCAAUGCAAAAUCAAAAUUCAAAAACGAAGAUGCCGGUGUUUAGGUCGUUUAGCGCGUCAUAAUAGAUGCCAAAUAUUAUUUAAGACGAUAUGUGAAACUGGGAGUAUUUACUCCCAGUUUCAAGCUUUGGCCACAUUAGUUAGUAAAAAAGCAUUUUGGCUAUUUGUAAGACACUUUAGAACGCCUAUUAGAGUUUUAUACCUUAGCAGCUAUACCAAUAGUUCCUAUAUUUGUACUGGGAUUUAAUGCCAUAGAGUUCAAGGAUUCCAAUGAACAGGGAGGAUUCAGUGAUCUCUUACUUACCUUUAGUUGUAUGGUGUAAAUUAUAUUCUUUUAUUCCUUCAGGAUUUCCGUAGAUGGACUUCAGUAGAUGAAAUUUUAGCUGCUUUAUUUAAAUCAGGGUCUACCGUUAGAUUAGGUGGGUAUAGUUGAAAGUUUCGGAGAUUCAACAACAUUACUACUUUUUUAUGAUUCAGACCAAAGACACGUCGUUGACGCAAUAAAAAUCUUUACCAAAGACACUACUGCGUCCUGUUAGUUGAGGUAAAUUAACUCUUAAACUAAGUACCUAGUUUAUAGUCUUAGAUUAAGUUAUCGCUAGGCAAUAAUAAAUGACCUUGUAAGUAACUAACGUUCUAUUUAUGUAUCUAAUAUUUAGAUGAAAAAUAUGUAUUCGUUAGAAUUUCAACGGGGAAAAUAAAAUUUAUACGAAACUA